CUUAUUUAGCAAAUGUUUUGAGUGCUAACACUUUUCCAAGGCACUGUGCGGGGGUAGCAGCUGGGCUCGGUCAUUUGCCCAUUUAGACACUGUACUCCACUCUGGGCUGCAUAGUGUCAGGAAAUCACAGAGAAAGGUGAACUUAGGUAUGUAUAAGAAGGAUUCAGGGGACAGGAGUUAGCUCAGGUUAUGAGCUCAUUUACAGCAUUGCAGGAGUGAACUCUGGUCUUGCACCUUGAGAAUCAAUAGUCAGGACUGGGGUACAGCUCAGUGACGGAGUGCUUGCCUAGCAUGCUGUAGACUAGGCCUGUGUUCUAACUGAACUCCAGCUUUGACUAUUCAGCCCCCUCUCCUUGGAGUAUAGCAAGAAUCUUGGAUUUAUUGGAUCAAAUCUGCCCUCCCUUGACCCAGCCCUAACCCUCUCAUCUUCCUCUCAGGGAAUGGCACGGCAUCUACCCAUUGGCUAAAGUUGUAGCCUGGUGGGCCUGCUCAGUCCUUUACACGUAUACAGCUGUCUGCAACUGCAGGGUGUUGCUGUGGGGCACAUGUUGACUCUGUUUACCCCCUGAACUGCUGUAGCUGCCUGCUCUUUUUCUGCAUCCUCUCUACAGAGUCGGCUUCUCUUCCUUCACUUCCUCAGUAAUCUUUAAAUCUUCUCCAGAUUCCUUUUAGGGUGCUGGCUCUCCCUCGUGAUUGUGUCCUUCCUUGGAUUUUUGGAUAAACUGAUUGUUUUCCAGAGAGUUCCACAUACCACAGAGCAGGUUUUGUUUUCUUUCUCCUUGAAGGUCUCUUGAAGGAAUUCCAUGGAGGGACACAUAAAACAUAAGCAAAAUUGAAGUAAGCAAAGACAGAUAGAGACAGAAAGGCAGACAGAUACAGUCUCUGUGUGUGGCAGGAAUGGGCAGAGUGGUCUCUGUUGCAGAUUUUAAAGAAGUUUUUGACUUAUAAGAUUGGUGGCAUAUUCAUAGAGUAAAGUGACCCUUUCCCUGUGUACAUUGUAGUGGAUCAGACCUCCCUUCUACAGGAUUUAUUCCCAUAAUCCUCUAGAAAACCCUACAAAGAGGAGGACACAGACCCUUUGUUAGUGCACAUUUGUGGGGAAAUGCCCUGGUGCCCUAGUUUCUGACAUUUCAGGAACAGCCUGCCAGUGACGUCAAAUGUUUAGCCACAAACAGGCUUUCUGAGCCUCAGGAGCACAGCUGCCAAGAGAUUGCUGCCUCUUGCUGACCUUACCACAUCCAAUUCCUUUCUGAGACUGCUCAAGGACCGUGGUUGAUCUGACAGUCUGCUGGUUAAGACAUUUAGUUUUAAGUUGAGGUUUCACACUGAAGUCUGGGGCCUGUGUCUUACACAAAGUGGAGUGCAGAACAGAGGCUGUCCAUAGGAUUCUUUUCUCAUAGCUCCACUACUCUGGUCUGUCUUCUGCUUAGCCCUUCAUGGCAGUUUUUCCCAUACCCUCUUAGAAGGACAUUUCAGUUCCUUGCUUUUUGGUGGAGAUCUCAGAUGUAGCCCAAUGGGACCUAAGAAGGCAUCUUCACCAAGCACAGCCAAGGGCCUGCAGGCACUUACUGUCCUUGCUCAUCUCCUGGGUUUCAUGUCCUCUCCAAUUCUAGCACCCAGGGUUUCUCUUGAUUUCUUUUUUUUCCUUAGAGCUUUUCUGUUUCUAACGACAUUUGAAGGAUUUUAUACAUUUUCCUAGAUGCGUGAGGUUGCUUUCUGGUGCUGCCAGAGUGAUCUUACAAACAUUUGUGGGAACUGCUCUUGUUCCUGCCUAAAACCCCUCCAAAGGCUUCCUGCUCUACAUUAAACCCAAGCCCUUUACCUUUAAUGUUGGAGGCUUGCACAGACUAAUUACCAACAUGGCUGCUUGCAGGUCAGAAGCAAGUAUAGCAGGAACAUGCAGUAGACAGUUGUGGUAUGUGAAACCUGCCCUGCAAAGGGAGUGGAAGCUGACAGGUCAAAGGUCAGAGGGCAAGGCUGGGCUGAAGCCUACAGUCUCGUCAGCAUUGACAGUACUCCUCAGCAGCCCAUGCUGCUGCCAUCACCAUAACUCUGAAUAAUGGCAUAGUACCUAGCAUGUGUUAGUAUUUGCCGCUCUUCAUGAUAUAUUCCUGUGUGUGUGUGUGUGUGUGUGUGUGUGUGUGUGUGUGUGUGUGUGUGUGUGUGUGUGUUUGAGAGAGAGAGAGAGAGAGAACAGUGUGUGUGUAUAGGACAAUAUCAGGGAUCUUCAGCUAUUUUUAAAAAUUUUUAUGUACAUUCAUGCUUUGCCAACAUGUAUGUCUAUGUGAGGAAGUCAGAUCCCCUGGAACUGGAGUUACAGACAAUUGCGAGCUACCAUGUGGUUGCUGGGAAUUGAACUCAGGACCUCUGGAAGAGCAGCCACUGCUCUUAAUCAUGAGCCAUCUCUCCAGCCUGUCUCCCUUGCCUUUUGAGACAAUGUCUCCUUGUACUUCAGCUCACCAAUUCAGCUAGACUGGCUGGCAAGGCGGACUAUGGUGCUUUGGAGGAAACGGGCUUCCUUACGCAGAAAGCUUUGGGGAAACCCCCUCAGCCACAGUGGAGAUGCUCUCUCUAGAAGCCAUAGUAAAGCACUCAGAGAUACCUUCACACUGUGACUACAUUGAAGCAGGAGGGGGCUUGCAACUCCUGCAGAGACUCUACCAGCUUCACAAGGACUGCCCCAAAAUACAGAGAAGCGUCCUGAGGAUCAUUGGAAACAUGGCUUUGAAUGAGCAUCUUCACCCUGCCAUCGUCCACUCAGGCUGGGUCUCUCUCUUGGCAGAAGCCUUGAAAUCCUGCCACAUUAUGGAGGCUUCCCACGCUGCCAGAACCCUGGCUAACCUGGACCGAGAAACUGUGAGUGAGAAAUACCAGGACGGAGUGUAUGUGCUCCACCCCCAGUGUCGGACAAGUCAGCCCAUUAAAGCCGAUGUCCUUUUUAUUCAUGGCCUUAUGGGAGCAGCGUUUAAAACCUGGCGCCAGCAUGACAGCCAGCGGGCUCUGACCGAAAAUGCUUUGGUGGAUGAAGACAGCUACACUACAUGCUGGCCCAAGACAUGGCUGGCUAAGGACUGCCCCGCUCUUCGCAUCAUAUCUGUGGAGUACGACACGAGCCUCAGUGACUGGAGGGCAAGGUGCCCUAUGGAGAGAAAGUCCAUUGCAUUCAGAAGCAACGAACUUCUCAGCAAGCUGAGAGCCGCUGGCGUUGGGGAGAGACCAGUGAUAUGGGUCUCACACAGCAUGGGAGGUCUUCUUGUCAAGAAGAUGCUGUUGGAAGCCUCUCAGAAGCCAGAACUGAGUGCUCUUAUAAACAAUACCAGAGGGAUAAUUUUCUACAGUGUCCCUCACCACGGAUCGCGGUUGGCUGAAUACUCCGUUAAUAUUCGAUAUCUUCUCUUCCCCUCUCUGGAAGUCAAAGAACUCAGCAAGGACUCUCCUGCACUGAAGAUGCUACAGGAUGAAUUUCUGGAGCUUGUGAAAGACAAAGACUUGCAGGUGCUGAACUUUGUAGAAACACAACCAACAUUUAUCGGCAGCAUGAUUAAACUGCAAGUAGUGCCCGUGGAGUCAGCAGAUUUAGGCAUUGGGGAUCUAAUUCCUGUGGACGUCAACCACUUGAACAUUUGCAAGCCGAAGACAAAGGAUGCGUUUUUGUACCAACGUACUCUACAGUUCAUCUGUGAAACUUUAGCCAGAGACCUUGAAAACUGACAGCUACAUUCUUCCAUGUUUUUGUGUGAAUACAGUGCAGGAAACGUGGUGUUCUCCA
Molecule: messenger RNA, 3769 nt
Organism: Rattus norvegicus (Norway rat)
Lineage: Eukaryota; Metazoa; Chordata; Mammalia; Rodentia; Muridae
Gene: Serac1
Product: serine active site containing 1
Cellular component (GO): endoplasmic reticulum; membrane; mitochondrion
Source: RefSeq, a predicted model, not a curated record